AUGCUUGCGGGUAACCCGAAGCUGCGUGAGAAGGGCGACUCUAUAGAGGAGAAGGCUAUCACGUGGGUGUGCCUCGACUACGACAACCCCCACCCAGAGCAGCGAGGCAUCCCAAACUUUAAAUGUCCGAACGGACUUCGCGGCCAGGUGAACUUUCCGAUGUGCUGGGACGGCAAGAACCUCGACUCGCACGACCACAAGUCGCAUGUGGCGUACGCUACGGGGCUGGACGGCGGACGCUGCCCCGAUGGCUGGAAGAAGAUGAUCAAGAUCUUCUACGAGGCGUUCUACAAUGUCGCUCAGUACGACGAUGAAUGGGACGGCGACCAGCAUCCGUUCGUGUUGGCCAACGGCGAUCGCACGGGCUUCAGCUUCCACGGCGACUUCCUCAACGGAUGGGACGUUGACGUUCUCCAAGCUGCGGUGGACCAGUGUGCCGACAAGAACUACUUUAACGCCGGCGAGUGCGCUCCGCUUUCCGCCUCGUUCAGUGAUAAAGCCCCCGAGGCUCGAUGCACUACGAAACCAGAGAUCGUGGAGGACAUCACGAUGGUGACGAAGCUGCCGGGCAACAACCCUGUUGACGGUGAAAUCGCAACCCCCACGGCGUCUUCGUUCUCGAAUUCGACCUCGUCUGCAGGCUCAGUUCGCUCUGUCGAUGAUGUUGCACUUGAAACAGAGACCGACACCAGUUCCGUAGCAGGUGAAGCGGACACGGUUCUACCAUCGGUCCACAAAAGCGAUUCGAAUUGCAAGCCCAAGAGCACCAGAUCGGAGGCCUUCUUCGCGUCAGAAGUGGCAGCCGAGCUCGCGUUUAACAGACCGCGAGCUCACUUUCCGAUUGACAAGCAGCCCACAAGAAUCACGAUGCCUUCCUACCGCCGCAUCCAAGUGCACACGUACUCCACGGACUUUCUGAAGGCGACUGAGAUUGUCGAGGAGCCCGAGCUGCCCACUGCCGGCCCUGGUAACGUGGUCGUGGAGAACCGCUUCUUGGGCAUCAACGCGACGGAUGUAAACAUCACCAACGGCGGCUACGGACGCACUACGCUUCCUGUGAAGUGCGGACUCGAAGCAGCUGGAGUCGUCGUUGAAGUGGGUGAAGGCGUCGAGGACAUCAAGGUCGGGGACAACGUCGCCUACUCGAACAUCGGAGCCUUCUCGGAGUACCUGGAGGUCCCCGCCUCGAAGAUCAUCAAGUCACCGGAGCUGUCCCCUGCACUUGUCCCCCUCACGGUCUGUGGCGUGUCAGCUUCCCUCGCCCUGGACAAGGCUGGCGAGAUGAAGUCCAACGAGACGGUCUUCGUGUCUGCUGCAGCGGGAGCUACGGGCCAAUUCGCCGUGCAGCUGGCAAGGCUCGCAGGCAACCACGUCAUCGGCGCGUGCAGCUCGGAUGAAAAGGUCGAGUACCUCAAGUCUCUGGGCGUCGACCGCCCCAUCAACUACAAGAAGGAGGACCUCAACGCCGUCCUCAAGGAGGAAUACCCGAAUGACAUCGACCUCGCAUUUGAAGGAGUGGGCGGCGACAUGUUCAAGGCGGUGCUGGACAACAUCGCCAUCUUCGGUCGCAUUAUAGUCUUCGGCAACUGCUCUCACUACCAUGGGGACGCCGGCACCGAUCCACAGUUCGGCUACCAGCAGAACCGAAAGAUGCAGCUCCGCUCGGCGUCUCUGCGUGGCUUCCAGCGGCGCCACCACCCGAAGGACGAGCCGGAACACCUCAAGCGUCUUCUGAAGCUCGUCGAGGAGGGCAAACUCAAGGCCGGCAUCGACCCGACCGUCUUCCAGGGCUUCGAGAGCAUCCCCAAAGCUCUCGACCGGCUGUACGCGCAGCAAAACAUUGGCAAACUCAUCGUUCGCCUGUAG
Phytophthora sojae is the source of this 1866-nucleotide messenger RNA. RefSeq lists its product as hypothetical. The transcript is spliced from 4 exons. The coding region runs from base 1 to 1866 and encodes 621 amino acids. Gene Ontology annotation, cellular component: mitochondrion. Gene Ontology annotation, molecular function: oxidoreductase activity. Lineage: Eukaryota; Oomycota; Peronosporomycetes; Peronosporales; Peronosporaceae. The record is from RefSeq and is a predicted model, not a curated record.